AUGAUGAACUACGGUGGUCACCCGUUUAAUCAACAGGCGCCUCAACAGCAACAGCAACAACAGCAUCAAAAUGUUCAGCCGCAACAUCCGUUGGGUCCACAGCCUCAACGGCAGCAUGCCCAGUCGCCACUGCUAGGCGCGGGGCCCGCGCUUCCGCAACACAGUCCAUUCCCGAGCAAUAAGUCAAUGUUUCGCCAACCGUCCCAGCAAAACUUCGCAGCGUCGCAAUCCCCGGAUUUACGCAAAAUGACACCGACGUCGGGCUCAUUAGGUGGAUACCCGACCGCCAAUAGUUUUCCUCAGUUUUCUGGACAAUUCGGGACACAGAGCUCGCCGGAUUUGAUGCCGCGCAACCCGGACCCUAUGGCGUUGCAGAACCUUCAGCGCGGCUUCAAUCCAAUGGCGCAUUUGCGUCCCCAGCCGGGAAUGGGUACCUCCGCUGGCAUGCAUCCCAUGAAUGUCCCCUCGCCGCAGCAGACCAUGAACAGACUGCCCCAUGCGGGCAUACAUCAAAGAGAACACCCUUCAGCCAGUCCAUCUAUGACCCCGUCUAUGUUUGCGAUGAACCAGCGACAAGCGCAGCCCCAGUCGCAGCCCCAAUCCCCUCAGCAAACGCAUCAGCAACUGCAGCAGCAACAGCAGCAGCAGAUUCACCAGCAACAACAGUUCCAACAUCAGCAGAUGCAACUUCGGCAGCAGCGAUUGGAGAAACAACGUCUUGAACAGCAGCAACUUGAGCAGCAGAAGCAGAAGGUCCUGGAACAACAGAAGUUGGAAGAACAACAGGAGAAGCAAAGGAUCGAGCAGCAGCGACUUGAACAACAACAGAAGCAGCUGGAACAACAGAGGUUGCAGAAAUUGCACCAGCAAACCCAGGCGCAAAACCCUUACCAACAACAAUCACCAUUCCCUCAACACACUCAGCCUCCGUUCCACCAAUAUCAGCAGCAACAAGCUCAGUCUCAACAUCAGUAUGCUCAACACCAGGCUCAAUUCCCUUCGCAAAAUCAGUUCCAGCCAUCUCCCCACCAGGCUCAGUUCCAGCACUAUCAACCGACACACUCAGGGGUCCCAUCAUCUCAGUCAACUGCGCCGGCUAUCUCCACAGCCACGGAGAGCCCGGUGAUGAAGACAGAAGAGCCAAGCUCCGUGCCGAAGAAGAAGGCCAAACCUAAAAAGGUUUCUCAUGGUCAGCCUCAACCGGGACAGCCUCAGCUUCAAUCUCAGGUCCCACACCAAGCCCAACCCCAACCCCAACCCCAACCCCAACCCCACAUGAAUGCCUCCAUGGGUGCUCCUACUGUGACUCCAACUCAGGCCAACGGACAAGCGCACAUGCCCGCUGUGGCAGCAACCGGUGGCGAGCAGGUUACUCCGACCCCCAAGCGUCGUCGUGGCCGCCCACGUAAAGAGGAGGUCGCUGCCAGACUUGCAGCGCAGGCUGCUCAGGCUGCUGCGAACGGCGAGCCUAUCCCAGGGAUGUCUCAAACAGGCCAGGCCUCAUUUACAGCGAAUAUGACACCGACAGGCGGUGUACCGACCUCCGCUUCCAAAGCGACCACUAUCUUGGGACCAGACGGGACUCCUAUGAAGCGGAAACGUGGACGUCCACGCAAGGCUGAUCAAAUCGCCUGGGCGAAAGCAACGGGUCAACCUCUGCCUCCGCCCAAACCCAGGAAGCCAUCUUCAGCUAAGCCCAAGCCACCUGGCACCGGUCGGCCACGAGGAAGACCUCGCAAGGCCGACGUGGCGGCUGCGGCUGCGGCCGCUGCUGCUGCUGCUGCCGCCGCCGCCGGAGAUCAAACCCAAGCCGAUGGCAACUCCCAAUUACCUGAGGGCACAGAUGCGACGGCAGCGCUGAAACGUGCCACCUCUGCCGUGGACGAGGAGUCUCGUAAACGGCCCUGCCCGACCCCACCUCAGAUGCAUCAGGGACAAGCCCUCCCCGGCCAGUCGAUGGCAGGACAAUCCAUGCAGGGUCAAGUCAUGUCAGGUCAAACCAUGCCACAACAGAACCACCACAUGUUCCAGCAAGCUCAACAGCAGAACCAAGCCAUGCAAAGCCAACCGAUGCAGCAGCAGUCAAGCCAACACCUGGGUCAACAGGUUCAGCACAUGCAUCAACAGCAACAUAUCUCCCCGCAACCCGGCCACAUGUCGCAUGGCCAAUCUUUGCCCCAGCAGACAGCUCAGCAGCUGUCAAUGCCGCACAUGCAAAUGCACCACCAUUCUCCCGUGCACCAUUCGCGCCCCCUCCCCCACCAGCAGCCAUAUAUCCAGUCACCAAUGCAACAGCAAAUGCAGCAUCCGAUGCAAUCCGAGUCGCCCCACGGGAUGCAAGGACAACAGCGCCGAGCUCCAAUCCCCCAACGGACGCAGGCACCUCCCCCGCCUGCACCUCAACACGAACACCAGCACACUUUCCAAAUCCAGAUGCAGCCACAACCCACCUAG
This is a messenger RNA of Penicillium soppii, 2454 nucleotides long. RefSeq lists its product as uncharacterized. Gene Ontology annotation, molecular function: DNA binding. Bases 1 to 2454 code for a protein of 817 amino acids. The transcript has a single exon. NCBI's taxonomy places the organism in Eukaryota, Fungi, Ascomycota, Eurotiomycetes, Eurotiales, Aspergillaceae. The record is from RefSeq and is a predicted model, not a curated record.